AUGGUGGAGAACUGGAUCCUUCAACACAACCAAACAGAGAGAAAAUGUGUCAUUGGAGAGUUGGCCAUCACUAGUACUUCAUUUAUUGGGCCUGUGUGUCGCCCGGAGCCAUCCAUCGAGCAGGAGCUUUGUGAAUUUUACAAAGAGCUUGAGGAAGUUGAUAAGGUUGACAUCAAUGCGGACACCAAAACGGUUGAACAGCAUGACCGCCAUCCUUCCAGCAAGCCCGAAAGCGAUCAACCAAACAGUACAGACAUUCUUGUUGUAACUGAUCACGGCAGAGUCUACAGACCUUACCCAGAUCCACAUGAACGCAACCAAAAAAUUCCAAAAAGAUGGAGACCUUGCUUACAGUGUAAAUGGAUUUUGGUAGGAUAUCCAGAGCUGUGGUAUCCUCCUCCACCAUGGGUUCCUCCAGACCCAAGGGUACACUUCUUCCCUCCCCCAACCUCUGGAGGUGCUAUCAUGUAUCCUCCAGACAUGAGACCUCAGGAGAACGUCUUCCACAGUUUUCAUGCCAACAACAACAGCUGGGGUCCAUGGGAAGAACCACCAUUACCUUUGAACAGGUGGCAUGAACAAAACAGGGUUUUCCAAUCACAUGAGCAUCCUGGAUUCUCUGAGGAAUAUCAAACAUCUUCAGCACACUGGCAGCAGCAUUAUCACGUAAAAGACCAACAUCAGCAUUAUAAUAACACUGCUUUGGUGCUAAUAUUGUUGAGGGGAGUCCCAGGAUCUGGAAAAUCCACUUUGGCCAAAGAGAUCCUGUCCACUGGUCCCAAUAGAGUAAUACUGAGCACAGAUGACUACUUUUUCCAAGACAACAGAUAUGAAUUUGAUUCUGCUCUGCUUAGUGAUGCGCACGACUGGAACCAGAAGAGAGCCGAGCAGGCGAUGUUAGAGGGCCGCUCGCCCGUUAUCAUCGACAACACUAAUGUUAAAGCCUGGGAAAUUAAGUCUUAUGUUCAAAUGGCUUUAGACAACGGAUACAGAGUGGACUUUCUUGAGCCAGAUACCCGCUGGAAAUAUGAUCCUGCCCAGUUAGAAAAGAGGAACAAGCACGGAGUCCCUCGAGAAACAACAGCAAAGAUGCUGGAUGGGAAUGUUGACAUUGUGAUGAAUUCUGUGGUGCCUCGCCAUAAAAAGAAAGGCUAUUAA
Sinocyclocheilus grahami is the source of this 1158-nucleotide messenger RNA. RefSeq names its product NEDD4-binding protein 2-like 2. Gene Ontology annotation, molecular function: transcription corepressor activity. The record is from RefSeq and is a predicted model, not a curated record. Gene Ontology annotation, biological process: negative regulation of transcription by RNA polymerase II. Gene Ontology annotation, cellular component: nucleus. NCBI's taxonomy places the organism in Eukaryota, Metazoa, Chordata, Actinopteri, Cypriniformes, Cyprinidae.